CCACACCUGUACCUGUACGGGUCGCUGAACUACGCAAGACGUUCGUCAACUUUACGUUCGCCGUUGCCCUGUUAGAAAACUGAAGAUUGAGCAGCAAUUUUGAACAGGCGGAAAUGUCCACAUAGCUAAACUUCUCGCACGAUGAACCCGUAAGGAACAAGAAUGGGGAACGGUGCGUCUGUAAGCGGCCCUGUGAACCACACUGGUGGGAGCGGGAGGACGUCCGUGUGGAGCAACAUCCGCACCAAACUGUCUCUACACAGCGUCAGUAGAACCAUCCCGGAACGGUACGCCCAGGGAGUGUGGCAGCAGCCCCGGCGGGAGAGGGAACCGUGGAAGACUCUCCUCGCCAACGCCGCUAACAACCUGCAGGAGGAGCUGAAGGGGAAACCGUCCAACAACAGGAGAUUCUUACAGGAGUUUCAGGCUCUGUUGGAAGGCAACAUUCCGGUUGAACCACCGUCUAACAACACUAAAGAGGUGUGGGUCUUCAUCAGUUCGACCUUCACGGACACCAAGGUUGAGAGGAACCUGCUGAUGGAGGAUGUGUACCCCUUCCUGCGGGAGUACUGCCGUCUGAUUGGCUGUAACUUUAACGAGGUUGACCUGAGAUGGGGGGUGCGGGACGAGGCCACAGACGAGCACCAGACAGUGAAGAUCUGCUUACAGGAGAUCCUGAGAUGCAGAGAGACGUCCAUCGGCCCGUUCUUUGUGGGAAUCCUGAGCCACAAGUACGGCUGGCGGCCGUUCCCUCCAGAGAUCCCAUGGAUGACGUUCAACAAGCUGACGGAGCAGAUCCAACAGUCCAACGAGUUCGCGGCGCAUCUGCUGAAGAAAUGGUUCGCACUGGACAGGAACGCGCUGGACCCAGUCUACCUCCUACAACCGAUCUCCACACACUACCCUGGGUACGUGACUGGCAGUAAGACUGACGGAAAGUCCUGGACACAAGAAUACGGAGCCAUGCAGGUUGCCAUGCGUGGCGCGGCGAGGUUAGCAGGUCUGGACGAAGACGAUAUCGACAAAUAUCAUAAUUCAGUGACGGAAGGUGAAAUUCUCAAAGCUCUUGAUCUUGGAGAGUCAGAUGGUCGAUUACAAGAAAGAUGCUUUUUCUUCAGCCGGACAAUCGACGGAUUCAACACGUCAGAUCAGAAUGCAAGAUUCUACACAGACGUGUGUUCUGAAGGAAACGUUGACAACGAAUCUCUGCAGAAGCUCACCACGCUGAAAGAGCGGGUCAAGGAGAAGAUGGGAGACAGAGCCAUGUUGAGUUACCACAUGACGUGGGAGCCUGGUGCCGGACUGACUGCCGGCAACAAUGUCCGUAACGCGCAACUGUUUUGUGACGAGUUCUGCAGACAACUUAUCUCCUCCAUUGUUAAAGGGGUUGUCAAAGGACACUCUGCGGAGAACCCACUGUAUGACGAGCUUGUGCAUCAUGCAGAGAUGUGCAGACAGAGACUACAGACGUUUGUGGGCAGGGAAGACUAUCUAAGCAAGAUGCUCGAGUAUCUGGCUGAGGCAAGCCCUGGAACGCCAAUGAUAGUUCACGGAAUGGGAGGAUCAGGAAAGACUUCCCUCCUCUCCAAGGCAUUCAGUCUUUCACUAGAAAAGAACGAUGGUAUGGGUGUUGGACGACCAACCCACGUUAUCCGGUUCACAGGAACGUCUCCAGCAUCGUCCAAUGCCAAGAAGCUUUUACAAAGUAUUUGUAGCCAGUUGAGCCUGUGUUACAACUCUCGGAAGCCUUUACCACAUGACUACAGAGGUCUGUCGGCAAGGUUCUUAGAACUUCUCUACAAGGCCACGGAGCAAAAACCUUUAGUUCUCUUCAUAGAUUCCCUGGACCAGUUGGAGGGAGGAGAUGAAGGUGACGACCUGACAUGGCUGCCGACUGCCCUGCCGCCUAACGUUCACCUGGUACUCAGCACCCUGACACGGGGGGAGACACUCGGUAUCCUCAAGAGCAUGGGUUUCGGGGAUGACAGCUUCUUACAGGUCUUACCACUGGACGCUGCUCAGUCAAAGGAUAUGGUGACAUCACGGUUGGAAAAACAGGGAAGAACCCUAACGCCAGGACAGCAGGAGAAGCUGCUGACAUCCCAUCAGAAGGGCCAGUUGACGCCGCUGUAUGUCCGCAUUGCUAGUGACAUGGCGGCCAAAUGGAAGUCAUAUACCCCGUUAGAACGAUGUGACUUAGCCCCAUCCACCACCGCACUCAUCAAGCAGUUUUUCAGGCAGCUUGAGAAGACUCAUGGGAAAAUACUGGUCAGCCACACACUAUCCUACAUCACGGCUUCCAAAUCCGGGCUGUCAACCAAUGAGCUUCUUGAUGUCCUGUCAUGUGACGAGUCCGUUCUUGAUGACGUGUUCCAGUACCACAUGCCGCCGGUCAGGAGACUGCCCACGUUGCUAUGGACGAGGUUGAGGAACGACCUAGGUGACUAUCUUGUUGAGAACGGAGUAGAAGGAACUGUGGUGUACAGGUGGUAUCACAGACUGUUUGCUGAGGUGGCACGAGAAAUGUACCUGUCCCACAUGGCGGACCUCAUCCACAGAGACCUGGCAGACUACUUCAUGGGCAGAUGGGCACAUGAGCCCAAACCAUUUCUGUCCAAGGACGACAGGCUUCUGCAUCUUAAGGGUCGUGGAGUAUACCCCCAGGACCUAGUUCUGUCUGACGGGAAAGGAGAUGGAAGUGAAACCAUAUACAACCAACGGAAGCUGACAGAGCUGCCGCACCACAUCAUUAGCGCCAAGAUGUGGACAACGGCAGAAUCGGUGAUGUGCAGCAUUCCUUGGAUGGAGGCCAAGUGCAGAACGGGUCGUGUUUACGAGCUGACAUCAGAGCUGUCACAGGCCGCCAAAGAGUGUCCCGAGGUUUCUGACUGCCAUCGCUUCAUCUUGGCAAACGUGCGGAUCCUGCACGAGAACCCGGAUGUCCUAUGUCAGCAGGCCCUGAACGAGCACAAGUCUUCAAGUGUUGUAACUGCCGCUAGGAAACAUUUGAAAGGGACAAAGGUCGUGUAUUGGAUAGACCGGACCAAGGAUCAGUCUCCGCGGCCGGAGUUGCUGGUUCUGAAACAUCCUGGUGCCGUCAGGCUCUGUCUGUUCUCUCCGGAUAACACUUACCUGGCUGUGGCUUCUGAUGGAGGCUCACUCAACGUUUGGAAGGUUGCCGUUGGGGCGCCUGUGUUCAUCGUGAAGGCAGCGCCCGUUGCCAUGGCGUUCCACAGGCAGAACCUCUGGCUGGCUGUGUGUGAGGCAAAGAACAUCAAGAUAUUUGGUCUUGGAAUCGGAGGAAAUGCAGAAGGCACGGUAUUGCAAAAUAUCAAGCUUGGGCUACAAUGUGACUACUGCACCGUCUUGUACGUUCCACAGACUAACAAAGAGUUGAGAUUGGUGACCUUCGGACAGUUCCUUGUCUUCAAUGUGCAAACGGGGGAACAGUCCCAGAAGAAGAAUUUCCGUUGUCGCCCAAAAGCUGCUGCAUUCUCCCCUACCACCACCAGUCUAGCCGUUGUAGGCAACGAGGUCUUCCUCUGGGACUAUAACACUGAUACGGAUCUGAAGACCCUUCAUACCGACAAGAAUCUGGGUGACUCCAAGCAGGCUCACAUAGCUUUCUCUCGGGAUGGGAGGAGAGUUGCUGCGGUCCUCGCUAUAGGAACCUACCUGUGGAACGUUCCCGGCCCUUCUUCCGAGCCGUUCAGAAAACUGCUGACUAAUAGUCUGUCCGGCUGGGCAGCGUUCAGCCCGCAUCUGGACUUCCUCGCCAUGCCUGAACGGAACGACCUUUCGGUUUUCUCUUUCAAGGCAAAUGCUUCGGGAUGGUCGAAGCUGAAGGGCCACACUGAGGCAGUCACCUGUUGUAGCUUUGGUAGCGCCAGGCCCCAGGAGAGUCCCCCUAUCUGUAGCGGUGGGAAUGACAACACCGUCAGGGUCUGGGACUCCUCACUGCUGACAUCAGCACCGUCUCAGAACCACAAGGCUAUGGUCUGUCACCAGACGUCCGUUACUUCCUGUGGAUUCUCCACGCUCGGGGACUCAGUGAUAUCGUGCUCUGCAGACACCACAUAUCUGUGGGACCUACUCUCAGGAGAACCUGUGCUAAAUGCAACAUUACGCACCCCACAGGCAUGCAAGGAGCACAAAGUUGCCUGUUUUUCCCUGGAUGACGACUUUGCGUGCUGUUACUGCUACCUGGGUGUGGAUGUGUGGUACCUGAGGGGGAGUCACCAGGGCUCAGACACACGCAUGGGGGUUCACAGGACAAUACCCUUCUUAAACAUGAGUCAUCUAUUCGUCACGUUUGGUGAGAGUGGUUUGAAGGUCUGCUUCACAACGGAGGCCAAGCCAGGAGUGGUGGUGUUCUACCCCAUCCUGUCCUCAGAUGAACUGGAGGACUGGCGAUCAGGCAGCAGUGAGCCUGGUCCAGACACACAGACUCUCUCUACUACUGAGUUUGACCAUGGAGAAAACGUUAAGAUCACUGCUGCAGCCGUUAAUAGAAGAGGUGACACCCUGGGGACCAUGCAAGUCGCUCUCGACUCCUACAACAGCUCCAGAAAAACCAACAGCACUUUUGUUCUGACCAGCCCCGUUGUUGUCUUGUGGAAGGUGAGAUCUCAGGAGAUCUCCCAACGCAUUGAGCUUCCCAAUGGACUAACAGCACACCACAACAUCCUAUUCUCUGGGUCCAAGACUGUGAUCUACAUGUUGGAGAGAAGGCAGACCAAGAAAGCAUGCUCAACCCCUUCCAAGGAUGACAUGUUUGCAGUGAUACGAAUGCAGGGAAACCAGCCAUCUGAACUAGAGCUCCAAUACAGAGACACUGGGUACUACACAACCAUGCUGGAAGUCACGGACAUGACGGGAGUGUUGAAAGGCGGCCACCGGUUGGCGGGGUGGCAUCUUGCAGAGCUGGACAGUCACGGAGUGUUCCACAGUCUGGAACUCGGUGGGAACAAGAUGGCGUUCGCCAUGACGUCAACACACGUGACUUCGUUCGGCCUGUCAGGAGACAGGAAGGCAGCAGUGAUGGGUUGUGACAAUGGGCAGGUACACUUGUUAAGGAAACAGGUGUUCUGAGCAAGGACCUAUGCUCAAUCUUAAGCAGAAGUGAACAGUAUCUGCCUUCAAGGCUUAAUGUUUAUGUUUUGUUGCAAUAACUAAAGAUAAAUUAUUGGAGCUGCCUGGUUAUCAGUCCACUGUUAAUGUUAUGCAAUAACAUUAUUGUCUUCUCAUCAUAACCUAAAUAAUGUCUUCCAAUUACAGGCAAAUCACAAUAUUUUCGUUGGCACAAAAUAAGAGAUAUGACAGUGUCAAGACUUCUCAAUGGGAAAACUUCUCAAAUUCAUCUCAAGAUCUACAUCUUAAAAGCCACUUUCAAGACUUGGAUAUGAGAGACUAGCUUUUUAUAGUAUUCAGACAUCUAUAUUUCAAACCAUAGUCCUACAUUCUACUAACAUAGGACAAAACAUUCUGAAAUUAGUGAAUAUAACACUAACAGGGUAAAGUGGAUUAAGUCAUAUAUAUGAUCUUGUCUUUAAAGCUUCAAGAAGCUAGUUGAAGGAUUUGUGACAAAGUGGAAUUUAUGUACCGGUAUAUUGUACAUCAAAUAAAAACUAGAUUCAUAGAUUUAAUCAUUCUUUGUCAUUCCUCUAAAUUAUUAUGAAGUCAUGGAUCCAUGAAUGGAAAUAUAUUAAGGGGUUUCGUUAGAAGGAACAUUAAGGUACUGUGGGGGUUGAAAUCAUAACAGAUCAUGCUGCAACAUACAGGAUUUAUUUCAAUCAUAAAUGACACAGCAAUGUCCAGUGAUAACAAAUAAUCCCUCCAAUGGUCAGGUGGACAAACCAAAGGACAUUUGAGAGGAGGAGAGUCAACAUUGAGAAAAACAAAUA
This is a messenger RNA of Branchiostoma floridae (Florida lancelet), 5903 nucleotides long. RefSeq lists its product as uncharacterized. The transcript is spliced from 34 exons. Lineage: Eukaryota; Metazoa; Chordata; Leptocardii; Amphioxiformes; Branchiostomatidae. Gene Ontology annotation, molecular function: protein binding. The coding region runs from base 163 to 5091 and encodes 1642 amino acids. The record is from RefSeq and is a predicted model, not a curated record.